Lineus longissimus is the source of this 3608-nucleotide messenger RNA. Its product is annotated as E3 ubiquitin-protein ligase BRE1B-like. The record is from RefSeq and is a predicted model, not a curated record. Gene Ontology annotation, molecular function: ubiquitin protein ligase activity; metal ion binding. Lineage: Eukaryota; Metazoa; Nemertea; Pilidiophora; Heteronemertea; Lineidae. The coding region runs from base 185 to 3148 and encodes 987 amino acids. Gene Ontology annotation, cellular component: HULC complex; nucleus. The transcript is spliced from 19 exons.
AUUUGCUUUUCUGAAAUAUAUGAAGAAUUCUCAUUUCGCAACUUAUUAAUGCCCUGUACAAAAGAUGUUGAUGCCGUCUAUCGAACGCUCUAUAUCGUGUGUUUAGCCUACUUUGCGCUGAUUAAUGAAGUUUCCCAAUGACAAGGUAACUAACUACCAGUACUGAUCGACUUGAACUUUGGCAAUGUCAUCCACACCGGGUAACACAACCCCUGGACCCAGCACCAGCAACUCUAGCACAACGAAUGAAAACAGUAAUAAUGGAAACAAUGGUGGCACCAAGCGCAACCUUGAUACAACACCGACUACACCCAGUGGGCCACCAACCAAGAAAAAGGUUCUUACAUACUGUGAUGUCAAGAUGGGGCCUGUCCAUUCCCUAGAGGAAAUGGACAUGAAGGUGUUGCUUUUCCAAAAUAAGAAGCUGAGUGAGAAGAUAGAACAGAGAAGGAAAGCUGAGGAGGAGUUGCGUAAACGUAUUGAGCAGCUUGAGAAACGACAGACGACAGAUGAUGCUGUUCUGUGUAUAGUUAACAGAUACUGGAAUCAGCUGGAUGAGGAUGUCCGUGUCUUACUACAGAGGUUUGAUGCAGAGACAGCCGAUGAAAAUGAAAAUGAGAAUCAAAGUGAAGCCAUCACAUCAUUCCUUACUCAGCUUUCAACCUGGGAUAAACAUGAAAUCGAAGAGUCACUUCAUCGCCGAGUUGAGUUGUCAAAACGUGCUAUCGGAAAACUCCUGCUGGCUUUCGACAGGCUCUUGCAAAGGAACGAGAGACUACGGAAGGCAAUGUAUGGGGAAGACACAAAUAAAGAUCUGACAGAUUCGUUGACAGAAAAGAAGGACGAUAUGGAAACGGAAGGUGAGGGUCGUGAACGCUCGCUAGGGGACAAUGAUCCUGACAGAGAGGGGGACAUUGAUGAGAAGCAGGAUCAAGAGAAGUUAGAGAAGGAUGAACCGGAGGAUGAAUUCAACCUUGAUGAAGCUGUCAAAGAUGAGAUGAAGGAACUGCAAGUUGAAAAUAAACGUCUGCACAACUUGAUCACAGAGUUGCAUGAAUUCAAGCAUAACAACUCCCUCAAGCAAAAAGAAUACCAGGAGAAGCUCUCGGCUGCCGAAACUGAAGUUGAUGAACUGCGCAAUAAGACAGAUGAUCUUGAGUAUGAUCUGGGUUGUGCCAAGGAGAAAAUUGUGAAGUUAGAGAAAGAACUCUCUGAAGAUGUAAAACUCCAUCCCCAUGGAAAUUUCUUCACUGGUCCGCCGACUUGUGAAACUAAGGGAAAGGCAAGUCCGUUUAAUGAACUUAUGGGUGAAUUGGAGGACCAGCGGGAAAUGGCUCAAAAUCGUCUUUCUGAACUUGAGAAAUUGCAGCAGGACCAUCAAGACUCACUGAAGGAGAUUGAAAAGCUAAAGAUGGAUCUCCAGUCUCUACCAGAUUCUGUAAUUCUUGGUACUACGGAGUACAAGUGUUUACAGGCGCAGUUCUCGGUGUUAUACAAUGAGAGCAUGCAGAUGAGGAACCAGUUAGAAGAGUCAAGAAAUCUGCUUCAAACGAGUAAAAAUGCUCACCUCCGGCACAUUGAACAGAUGGAGAGUGAUGAGCUAGCCUGUCAGAAAAAGUUACGUACAGAAGUCAUGCAGUUGGAGGACACAUUGUCCCAAGUGAGAAAGGAGUAUGAAAUGUUGAGAAUUGAAUUCGAGCAGACGUUAGCUGCCAAUGAGCAGACAGGUCCAAUUAAUAGAGAAAUGAGGAAUUUGAUUACAAGCCUGCAGAACCACAAUCAUCAGUUGAAGGGUGAGGUCGGCAGGUACAAGAGGAAGCUAAGAGAAGGUGCUAUAGAAAUAAAUAAACUGAAAGCUGAAAAUCAUCAGAACGAACCUAAAGUUGAGAAAAAGUCUGAGUCGGAAAGUGAUUCUGCAAUGCCAGUGAAACAGGAGGAGCCACCAGUGCCGAUACAUGUAAAGAAAGAGCCGGAAGAGGAACCAAUCGAAAAGGAGAAAGAGGAGAAGGUGCGCCCAAUCAAGGAGCGGCGAAAAACGCCCCGUGAGGACGAUAUGAGUCGCAUGUCAGAGUCGGAGACUUUGAAGGAUUUGAAACAACAAUUAAAGAAAUCUCAAGAUAGCCAGAAAGAGAUGAAGCUGUUACUGGACAUGUAUAAGAGCGCUCCAAAAGACCAAAGAGACAAAGUCCAGCUUCAAUUCCAGUUAAUGUCAGCAGAGAAGAAAGCUAGGCAGGAAAUCGAUGAUUUAAAAAGUUGCAUACAGAAAAUGCGUGAGAAUGAGAGAAAGGAGAAGAGGAAGUUAGCGGAUGAAGAUGCAAUUAGGAAGAUCAAGAAGAUGGAAGAAACUAUAAAUGACCUUCAGAAGAAGUUAGACGCCCAAAAACAGGAAGAAGAAGCCUUGCUGAAUGAGAUGGAGGUGACGGGUCAAGCAUUUGAAGACAUGCAGGAACAGAACAUUAGGCUCUUACAGCAGUUACGAGAAAAGGAUGAUGCUAAUUUCAAGCUUAUGUCAGAGCGAAUUAAGUCAAAUCAAAUUCAUAAGUUAUUACGGGAAGAGAAGGAAGUGCUAGCCGAACAGGUGGCCACAUUACAAUCCCAAGUCGAAGCUCAGAAUUUAGUCGUCAGGAAACUCGAGGAGAAGGAACGAAUAUUACAGAAUAAUUUAGCUACGGUUGAAAAAGAGUUAAAUCUUCGUCAACAAGCGAUGGAACUGCACAAGAGAAAGGCCAUAGAGAGUGCUCAGUCUGCCGCCGACCUUAAGCUUCACCUCGAUAAAUACACUGCCCAAUUACGUGAUCUCCAGAACUCUGUCGCAGAAAAGACAGGAACUUUAGAGAAAGAAUCCUUCAAAUAUAAAAGAAUGCAGGAGGAACAAGCCAUAUUAAGACGAAAAUUAGAACGGCAUAAAAAGAUAGAACUUGCUGGUACAGCUGAUGAGGUCUUGAUGGAGGAAAUCAAGGAAUAUAAGGAACAACUGACAUGUCCUUCGUGUAAAGUAAAGAAAAAGGAUGCUAUACUUACCAAGUGUUUCCAUGUGUUCUGCCUAGAAUGUCUGCGGACCCGCUAUGAGACGAGGCAACGAAAAUGUCCCAAGUGCAAUGCCGCGUUUGGAGCAAAUGACUUUCAUAGGAUCUAUUUGGACAAUUGAUCAAUGUUAGGAGUUUGUCAUGUCGGUUGUGUGCACAGAGGUUUUGUUCUUAAGCCAUGGCAUGGGUUCUGUUCAUGGUUACUUUUUGGUCCUUUUGGUCCAGUUCUUUAUUGGCCAAAGCGAUAAAAGUGGAAUCUUUUGGCAAUCACACAUGAGUAACCUAUUUAGGGAGCAUGUCAAAAUUAUCAGUGAAGCUGUGGGUGCAUUACUGGACCAAGUCAUGUCUGUUAAUGUUAUGUAAAAUCUUUGUUGGAGGGUCCCUCAUGUUUUCCUGAACUUGGUGAAAAUGGGUUUGACAACAAGUUCAAAUGGAUAAUGUAUGAUUGUUGUACAUGUUACCUUGUUAAUUGGUAUGUGUAAACCCGGAUGUGUCUGCGACACAUCUUAAUUGUAAGAAGGGAGCGUCAAGGAAGCCCUCAAGACUUCCUGAUGGAGAAAAUGAGAAAUAAACUUGUUUUGU